AUGCUCUCAGUCUCACGUCUCCUGCUGAGUUCCAGCGGCAAGGUGGAUCGUAGGAAACUGUGGCAGGAAGCCGAGGAGCUGACACGGGACAUUGUCGAGACGUAUUUAGAUCACCCAAUGUCGCCGGAGAAACCACCAUGGACUGAGCAGGAGCACCGGUUCGCGCUUUGGACGCCGGGGCCAUCGGUGUCGACGACGGACUUUUUCGCGGUUGGCGGUGAUUCCAUCGUCCGUCAUGCGUCAGCUCACCUUAUGUCGGAACCGUGA
Messenger RNA from Aspergillus clavatus NRRL 1, 267 nucleotides. RefSeq lists its product as uncharacterized. The record is from RefSeq and is a predicted model, not a curated record. The transcript is spliced from 2 exons. Lineage: Eukaryota; Fungi; Ascomycota; Eurotiomycetes; Eurotiales; Aspergillaceae. The coding region runs from base 1 to 267 and encodes 88 amino acids.